Molecule: messenger RNA, 2346 nt
Organism: Monomorium pharaonis (pharaoh ant)
Lineage: Eukaryota; Metazoa; Arthropoda; Insecta; Hymenoptera; Formicidae
Gene: Sf3b2
Product: splicing factor 3B subunit 2
Exons: 3
Coding region: 180-2282 (700 amino acids)
Biological process (GO): mRNA splicing, via spliceosome
Cellular component (GO): U12-type spliceosomal complex; nucleus; U2-type spliceosomal complex
Source: RefSeq, a predicted model, not a curated record
GAAUUAUUCGUGAUUCGCGACAUUCGCGUCCGUUUACGGUCGUUUUUGCCGGGGAGCUGAGUUUCAAUGUUUAGCACAAAAUAAGAAGAACAGUAAAGAUCGCGUACACAUAUUGACUUAUGUACACGUAUUUUACAUCUUGAUGUAGACACCUGCUUGGCACACUUUCAUUCGGCAUCAUGGACACCAAAACCUUACCAAGCCUCUUAAGUUUGAAGGUGGCUCCUCCGUCAGAACUUCAAAAUCAGAAUGUUGACAAUGGAGUUGGAGAUGGAGAUAGCGGCUCCGUCAAACUACCAGCUGCUCUGGAGCAAGCGCUGGCAUUUAAAACCGAGAGAGCCAAGGAAGUAGGUGGAGAUCCGAACGAUGUUGUUGCUGGAAGUAAAUCACCCAAGGACGACAGUGAGGAUGUCCCUCAGAUCGACGAUGUUAUAACUGAACUGGAACCAGCCACGGAGAAAGUAGAAUCCAAGUCAAACAAGACAAAAAAGAAGAAGAGAUCAAAGAGGAAGAGGCACAAUACAGAGAGGAAGGACGCUGAGAAGAAGGAUGGCGCAGAGGAAGCCAAGUCUAAGGACAUGCCGGAGAUAGAGUACAUACAGGAGAUACCGAGCAUAAACGACCUGGAACCUAUGUACCGUCAAUUCGUCAGAGUCUUUGAGGCAUUUAAGCUGGUGGAGCCGGAACCGAGUCCGAACGACGCGGCCGACAAGGGUGAACCUAUCGGACAGUAUCCACCAGUGACAAGUAUACAGACCGCCGGAAGCGUUCCGAGCAAGGUGCCGAUGUUGGACGACUUUGACGACGAGGUGAAUCAACAGCAGCAGCAGCAGGGCACCGGGGAGAACGGUGCGCCGCGUCUGUCCAAGCGCAAGCUGAAAAGACUGACGCGACUGAGCGUGGCGGAGCUGAAGCAGCUAGUAGGUCGUCCGGAUGUCGUGGAGAUGCAUGACGUUACCGCGCGAGAUCCGAAGCUGCUCGUGCAGUUGAAGGCUCACCGGAACACGGUACCGGUGCCAAGGCAUUGGUGCUUCAAGCGCAAGUACCUUCAAGGUAAGCGGGGCAUAGAGAAACCGCCGUUUGACCUGCCGGACUUCAUAAAGCGCACCGGCAUUACGGAGAUGCGGGCGAGCCUGCAGGAGCGUGACGACACGCGCACGCUGAAGGCGAAGAUGCGGGAGCGAGCGCGACCGAAAUUGGGCAAGAUCGACAUCGACUAUCAGAAAUUGCACGACGCGUUCUUCAAGUGGCAGACGAAGCCGCGCAUGACGAUUCACGGCGAUCUCUAUUACGAGGGCAAGGAGUUUGAGACGCGCCUGAAGGAGAAGAAACCCGGCGAGCUGUCAGACGAGCUGCGUACAGCGUUGGGCAUGCCAGUGGGACCGAAUUGUCAAAAAGUACCGCCGCCGUGGCUCAUAGCCAUGCAACGUUACGGCCCGCCGCCGAGUUACCCAAAUCUCAAAAUACCCGGUCUGAACGCACCUAUUCCAGAGGGCUGCGCGUUUGGCUAUCACGCGGGUGGCUGGGGAAAGCCGCCGGUAGAUGAAACGGGAAGGCCACUGUAUGGAGACGUAUUCGGUAUAACGCGCACAUCCGGCGCGGACGCGCUGGACGAGGAGAUAGACCGGGGGAUGUGGGGCGAGCCCGAGUCGGAGUCCUCGGGCGACGAAGACGAGGACGAGGACGCGGAGGAAGGUGGCGAGGGUGGCGAGGGCGAAGGAAAGGACGGAGACGGUGACGCCAGCGGAUUAGUCACGCCCGGUGCCGAGGGUCUGAUCACGCCAAGUGGCAUCACGUCGAUCCCGGCGGGCUUGGAGACCCCGGAGACCAUCGAACUGAGAAAGAAGAAGAUCGAGAGCGAGAUGGAAGGCGGUGACACACCCGCGCUCUACACGGUGCUGCAGGAACGACGUACGGAGGGUCUUGGUGCUAGCAUGAUGGGCAGCACCCACGUGUACGAUAUGACAGGUGCGGCAGGUGGUCAGGCACCGCCAUCCGUGAUCGCUGCACGUCGCGGUGCCAUCAGCGGCAGCGCGAGUGACGCCCGAGCAGAGAAGGACGGUGCGGUUGAGUUGACCCUGGAUCCUAGCGAGUUAGAUCUUGAUUCCGAAGCAAUGGCAUCCAGAUAUGAGGAAACUAUGAGAUCGAGACAAGCGCAUCUCAGAAGGGAAGACUUAUCGGACAUGCUACAGGAUCAUGUACAACGACAAAAGACCAAACGCAAACGCCAGCAAAUCCAGGAUACAAAGACAUCUAAAAAAUAUAAAGAGUUCAAAUUUUAAAUGUAUUAUUUCUCUAAUUAUAUGUAUUGUAUUAUAGAAAUUAAAUUGAGUCAUAUGAAAAAAA